CAUGUCUCACUUUGGCCAAUCCCAAUUGGAAAAAAAUAGUUGAGACGGAUGCUUCUGAUAUUGGUUACGGGGGAAUUCUCAAACAAAUUUCUCCUAUUAAAAAAAAGGAAUAUCUUGUACAAUUUUAUUCAGGAAAAUGGAAUCAUAGCCAGAAAAAUUAUGCUACGAUAGCUAAAGAAAUUUUAGCUAUAGUAAAAAGUGUGUUAAAAUUUCAAGGAGAUUUAUAUAAUCAAAAGUUUAUUAUAAAAACUGAUUGCCAAGCAGCUAAUUUAUUUUUAGCAAAGAUGUAAAACAUGAUGUAUCCAAACAAAUGUUUGCAAGAUGGCAAGCUUUACUAGCCCCAUUUGAUUUUGAAAUAUAUUAUAAGAAAGGAGCAGAUAAAAGUCUCCCUGACUUUCUUACUAGAGGAUAUUUGAUUUAAUAAACUCUUUUUACAGGAUAAUGAGACCAUCCUGGAGUUCUUCCUCUAAUAAAGGAAGAGGAAGAGGAAGAACAAUGCAUACGGGAAACAAUAAUAUUCUGGCUCAAUUAGGAAAUUAAAGGCUAAUAGCCGCAAAUAUUAUAGGAACAUCUACUGGAAUAUCAGGAAUUGAUGACAACCAUCCAAUGUACAGAGAAUUUAUGGAUUUUAUACAAUCCAAACAACAAACUCAGCCAUCAUAUUCAUCUAUAGUUAAUGAAGAAGCUAUAGAAAAUGUGGAAAUAUAUGAUAAGAACGAGAUAGAUGAAAUAGUACUCAUUUUAGAACCAAAGGAUCUACAAUGAAGAGAUGAUCAUGGGCAAAUAAUGAUAAGAUACUUUGAUACGACAUCAUAUGGUGUACCUACUUAUAAAUACAGGAUGCAUUAUGAGAUUAUACUCUCAUCGAUGGGGUCUGCCUAUCCGUAAAGCCAUCAAUAUUCCAUUCAUAGAUUUCUGUUCCACUAAAACUAUUAGAGACAAUAUACUCUUGUUCCUCUAAAAGAAUAUCCUGAGGGGUUGGCCUUAGGAUAAUAGAAAACAUCCUUUGGACUCUUUUAUGCUGGAAGAUUCUUCCACUUGAUUCAAAAACAGAUAGCAAGAACAACUGAAAUUUUAUUUAACUUAAAAGUAGAAAUUUACAAGAGUAGAGAGAGGAAUACAAAAGAUGUGUUGCUCCGUGCCUGCUUUAAAAAUAGAAAAAGGAUCCUUUUAUAGAGAAGGAUCUAAGAAAAUGUUAAAAACUAUGACAUAAGUGCUUACAUCAUAUUAUAUUAUUGAACCGACAUAGGGUCCUACUACUUUAUAAAAGUUUUGAAAUUAUUUACAAUUGAUUCCGUUUUUUUAGUCCUUUGCUAUUCCUUUGUCUUUGGACUCUUUUAUGCUGGAAGAUUCUUCCACUUGAUUUUGAAAUUGUUGCAGGAAGAUUAUACUCUCAUCAAUGGGGUCUGCUAAAUUUCAGCACUUCUACCCAGCGAAUACCAAGAAAGUUUAUAACUUUUCAAAAAUCAUAAUAAAAAAUGGGGAACAAGCACUAUGAGGGAAAGAGAAUAUACUCACCCGGAACAAAAGACUGUAGUUAAAUUUAAUUAUUGGUAUAUUUCAAAAAUUUCAAAAUCAAGUGGAAGAAUCUUCCAGCACAAAAGAGUCCAAAGGCAAAGGAAUCGCAAAGGACUAAAAGAACGGAAUCAAUUGUAAAUAAUUUCAUAACUUUAUAAAGUAGUAGGACCCUAUGUCGGUCCAAUAAUAUAAUAUGAUGUAAGCACUUAUGUCAUAGUUUUUAACAUUUUCUUAGAUCCUUCUCUAUAAAAGGAUCCUUUUUCUAUUUUUUAAAGCAGGCACGGAGCCACACAUCUUUUGUAUUCCUCUCUCCACUCUUGUAAAUUUCUACUUUUAAGUUAAAUAAAAUUUCAGUUGUUCUUGCUAUCUGUUUCUGAAGAUCUACUAAAGAUUAAUAUCAACCUAAACUAUGGACAACAUGGAACUUGGACUGUUUCGAUGCUUCUAGGGUCGAAAUAAUGUAGUCCGAGAGUGAGAAGAUCUUGGCUUAGUCCGGAGUUCCUGUUGAGGACCAUGUUAAAGCCAUGUGUGAGGCGUUAUUUGGGCUAUGUUGGAGCCGUAAAAGAUCCUUCUAUCCUUGGACUAUCUAACUCGUAAACGAAUCGGUAGUUACAUAGAAGCGAUCCCGUCGUAUUUGGUUCCAAAUGUUGAGGUCUGUAAGGCCAAAUGUUGAGGUCUGUAUGGCCGUGCGGACUAUCGCCAGCCUUGGAACUUAGCAUGUACCGCCAGCUUUGGAACUUAGCAUGUAUGGUAUCAGAGCCAUGUGGUCAGUAGUAGUAGGUGAUGUUAAUCUGUCAUGAUUUAAUUAUGAAUAUCAUAAAAAAACAAGCUACUGCUAAAAACAGUAGAAAAGAAGAAUAUGAUAUGCCUCAACAGCUUGAUCUCCUUAAUAGAUGGACAAUUCCUAAAAUACAACCUAAGGUAAUAUACCAAAUGGGAACAUUUGAAAAAAUGGGAUUUAAACAAAUUGUUAAAACCACUGAAGAAACUAUUACUAUGGUUUCUGAUCAUGGUACUUUGAAACUUCUUUCUGGAAAUGAUUUUGCCCCUUAUAGGGAAAAUUAUAGAUUUAUGCAUAUUGGUCUGGUACAAGUUGCUUUUAAACCCCUAACAUUAAGAGACUUACCAGAGAGCUUUAUAGCAGCUCUAAGAGAUGGAAGAAAUCAGAAUUGGAAGAAAUCUCUUGUAGGGACAGUGCAAACUAGUUUGGCUUAUGGUCCUGUUUAUUUUAAUGUUUAUCCUAAUUUACAGAUCUCUUUAAAUGAUGAAAAUUCACUUAAUACUUUAAUAUUGAGUAUUAAAUUAAAUGGGUAUGAUUAUUUGCCUGGUACUGAAGUUAUAUGUAUUUGUUAUAGAAUUUACUAUAAACCUCUAUAUAUUUUAAAUCCUAUGUGUAAAAUUAUAGAUUUUAAAAAUGAGACCAUUUUAAUAGAAACAAAUUUUACCAAAUCAAAAAUUAUAACAAGACGACCUAUUAAAUGGGAUGAAAUUGAUUUUCCUAAAGAAUGGGUUAUUGAGGAAGUUGUUCCUCCAAGAAAUAAUAUAAAUUCGGAUAUAUCUGAUAUUGAACAGACUCCAGAUGGAACGGUAAGGAUCAAAUUUAAUGAUCAGAAUUUAUUGAUGAGUUAUACAGAUAGUAUAGGAUUGCAGGCCAGGAUGCCUAGAUCUAACUCUUCUUAUAUUUCCCCAGUAGAUUAUAUUGCUAAUAUUUCUUCCAGAGCAUCGACUUCUCAAAUAAAGGAUGAGGAUAACUCCAAAUCCUCAACUUCUUAUAUAAAAGAAGGUGAACGAGUUGAUAAUAUCAAAAUAGAAAAUCAUAUUGUUAUCCAGAAAAUGCAUAUUACCUACAAAAUUUUAUGCUUGAUGAAAAUAAGAAGCAAGAAUAAUGCAUCUUUUUGACAUGAAACGUGGAAUUUGAAGCAAAAAGAAUAAUUCAGUCUAAAGAGCAUCACAGACGAGAAACGUUAUCAACUGGAAAAGGGAAAAAUAAAAAGACAAGCGCAAUUACAUAUCAACAAAGAAUGAUAUCAACACUUCUUGGUAUUCGAGCAGGAGGUCACUAAACAGUAAAGAGAAGACAAGUCGGCAGAAAUAAAGGCA
Messenger RNA from Solanum lycopersicum (tomato), 3618 nucleotides. The record is from RefSeq and is a predicted model, not a curated record. NCBI's taxonomy places the organism in Eukaryota, Viridiplantae, Streptophyta, Magnoliopsida, Solanales, Solanaceae.